UGCCAAAUUCGCUCUCUCUCUCUCUCUCUCUACUUCCUAUCUCUACCUUGCUCUUUGCUGCUCUCAAGUGCUUUUCUUAGCUCUUCGGCCAUCUCUCUCGGCCAGUCCCUCGCCCACCGCUGCUAGGCGCCUUCCCCUGCUGUGCAAUUGCAUUCCCCACCACCGAUGUGCCUUUCCUCAUGGCCUCCACCAGCCAACCCGGAUCCCCAAACGCUGCGCCUGCUGGCGCCGCACCUUCUAGUGCCACGCCUUCUGGCGCCGCGCCUUCUGGUGCCCAAGCCGCUGCCCAAGGUACCUACACUCCUUGCAACACUCCUUUUUUUAUAAUUAUUAUACACUCUUGUGUUUGUGCGCCGCGCUUCGCGAGGAUUGCCGGAAAAAUAACCGCUCACCCCCCUCCCCCCAAACUAUUCUCGUCUCUUGAGUGAUCCCUGCCUUUUCAUUUGGGCGUCUCCUUUUUCAUAUCCUUCCCCCUUGAGCGCCUCUCUUGGCCUCCUCCUCUUCUUCUGACGUAGGCACCGGCGCGCCUUGAGAGUACGGGAUAAGCCAAUGGGGCAACAUGUGGCCUCCCGGGUACAUGCCCUCUUGAUAAUUGGCUUUAAUAUAUUGAAUUCUUGGACUUUAUGUGAUUAUCCCAUGGUACGUUUUAGCCGAUUGGUGUUAUUUUAGGGCUCGCUAACCCGAAAAUGGUUGAAAAACCAUUAUUGCCUAGUGCCAUGAGUUUGAUAUGAUACAGGUGGAGAAAGCACGAAAAGGAGCGAGUGCACAAGCAAUAAAUCGGGCUCGAACUACUGGUGGACUACUCAAUUGAGCUCAAGGCCCAGAGGAAUUGGAUCCAUAUUUCUUCCCCAACAAGUAAUUGGGCCAAAGCCCAAUUGAUGGAGGGCAAUUAAUUCUCUGGGGACGGAAUUAGCUGGGGGGAGACAAGCAGAAUUCUCUCUGGAGGAGAAGUUUUAAAAAUUGGGGGCGAUUCUUUUGGGAGGAGUUUCUCGAGUGGACGGAAUCUUCUUUGGGAAAAACAAAAGCAGCUAGGGGAAAGAAGGGAUUUUGGUGGAGAAUUAAUUGGGAAAGAAGGGAACGUUUGGCGGCGGACGAGAGCAGAGUUUGGUCCGCGAGCAAUAUCGCGUUGCAGCAGGAAGUAGCGCGAUCAUCGCAGCUUGGUGAUCGAUAUUUUUAUUCCGUCUCUUUUCUUAGUGACAUGAUGAUUAUAAACAUGAUUGUGUGUGUUUUUUUCGUCAUGAACUAAACCCCAAUUUCUGGGGGAAACACCAUGGGAGGUAGCUAUUUCUUGAUUUGAUGGAUUGAUUCGUAUUUCUUUUCCUCCAAUCUCUAUUGCAUGAAAUUACUUAAUGCUUUGUGUUGACUGGCCACCAAUACAAUGAAUCGUAGUUAAUUAGGUUAUUAGCGACAGUGAAACCCUAAUAACUGAACCUAUUUCAUGUGACAUAGUAACUUAUCGAAGCGACAGUGGAUUAAAUAAGGUGCUAUGCGGUCUUAAAUAGGAUAUCGGUCUUCAGACUAAAUAAUUAACUCAUUGAGCUACGACAGUAGGAUUUGAAUUAAUUGUUUAGUAUGUAGUAAUUCCCGACAGGGAUAGCUAGCACAUUCGUGAUAUCCUGGCUGUAGAGAGUUGGAUUAAAUUGAUUGGAAUAUGUGAAUUAAUCUGGAUAGGAUAGGUAGUGAAUCUCGGUGUUUCUCCCAGAGCUUUCUCCCAUUGAAUUUCUCCCGACCAUUUUACUUUGCUUAAUUAGUUUAAUUAUUUUGCUAGUAGUUAAUAAUCUCAUUAAACUAUUUUCACUUAUAGUUUGCUCAUAGAAUUGAUAUAUUAUAAGGUUGUACCAGUCCCUGAGAGACGAUACCCGGACUUUCCGGUUUACUACGAGAUAGGAUUAAGGCAUACGCUUUUGCCCUACCAAGUUUUUGGCCCCGUUGCCGGGGACUGCCAUACCUUAUUUUUGUUGAUUUUUGUGAGUGAACUAUUUUGAUCUGGGUGUUAGUGUGCAGGUGAAUUUUUCAGGUUAAUCCUCCUCGUGCAUGCCAAGGAGGACGACUGGCAAUUUACUGCCACUAGAUCCCGAGAUCGAGAGGACCUGUCAACAGAACAGGAAGCAGGUCAAGUUAGGGAAGCAGCCUACCACAUCAACAACUCCUAGGCCUUCCCUAACUCAGAAUCGUCAACCGAGAAGGCAGGUGACACCACCUGUCAUCCCUACACCACCUACACCACCGCCGCGCGUCAUCGAGCCUGUCAUCAUGGCUGAACAGGAUCGUUCGAUCAGGGCUCGUCUGAAUCGGAGGACUGGACCCCGAGCUUCAUGUGUUGUCAUCUCGGCUGGGGAUGCAAACAUGGAGAUUGCCCCAGCCUUCAUCAAUAUGAUCACGAAUGGGUACACCUUCUCAGGGGCCAGCACCGAGGAUCCUCAUGAACAUCUCCGCCGGUUUGCAAACAUUUGUGACACAAUGAAGAGCCCAGCUGUGUCUGAUGAUGCCAUCCGUCUUCGGAUGUUCUCAUUUUCUCUGCUAGGGAAUGCAUCCCACUGGUUCCAGAACUUGACACCCCGUUCCAUCACAACAUGGGGUCAGCUUGAGAAGACCUUUUUGGAUAAGUACUUUCCUCCUGCCAAGGCAAUGAAGAGGCAAGAGGAAAUUGUCACUUUUAAACAAGCUGAGGAUGAAAGUCUGACCGAGGCAUGGGAGCGCUAUAAGGAGCUUCUGAUGAGAUGCCCAAGCCAUGGUCUUGAAGAUUGGAACGUGAUCAUUAUUUUCUUCAAUGGAAUCAGAAGGGAGUUUCGGGAUGCCCUGAAUAAUGCUUCUCGAAAUGGUUUCACAAGCAUGGAGGCACCAGCAGCAUAUGAUUUGGUAGAGAAGAUCUGUUCAGAAGCCACUGAAUGGGGUAGUGAGACCAGUAUUCGAAGGAGAGGAGGCUUGCAUGAGAUAGACAGAGUUGCAAGUUUAGAAGCAAAGAUUGAUGCUAAGCUGGAUUCCAAGUCCGAUGCACUCGAACAAAGGCUGGCCAAGAUUGCUUUGGGUAGACAAGAGGAGGUUUCUUCAUGUGAACUUUGCGAGGGUCCUCAUCAUAGGGAUAUGUGUCCGCUGGGAGCUGCUCAGUUGGAAGAUGUUCAGUAUAUCAAUAAUCCGCGAAGUCAAGGUCAGGGUGGUAUGUAUUCAAAUACAUAUAACCCUCAAUGGAGACAUCACCCAAAUAUGUCAUGGUCAAACAAUAAUCCAGCUGGUGUUCGAAACAUCCCACCUCCUGGUUUUCAACAGCAGCAGCCUCAACCAGAGAAGAAGCCCCAGCUGGAGGAGUUGAUUUUGCCUCAUAUGCAGAAAACAGACAAUAAUUUCAAGGGCCUGGAUCAAUUUGUCACUCAACAACUAGCCAUCAACAAUAAUUUACAAUCUUCUAUGCUAGCUAUGGAGAGGCAGAUGGGACAGAUGGCUCAAACUUUGGCAGAUAUGCAAGGCAGGAUUCCUGGGACAUUACCAGCAAAUACUGAGAGGAAUCCGAAGGAUGCCAUGGUUGUAGCAGUGACAUUGAGGAAUGGAAAGGCCUUGGAAGACCCUAGCAGCUCAAAAAAGGCACCAGAGGCAGAAGAGGAAGCACCGGGAGAAAGAUCUUGUGCAGAAAAUGAAGAAUCAGCCUUGCACAGGCAAAAUGAAAGCAGUUUGCCUGUGCAAAAGCAUGCUGCCCGUGUACCUCAAAAAGUGGAAAAAUUGAAGAACGAAGAGGUAAAGCCUUAUGAACCUCCUGCACCAUUCCCUCAAAGGUUAAUGAAGCCCAUGGAAGAUCCAAACUUCAAGAAAUUUGCGAAUCUCUUCAAGCAACUUAAUAUAAACAUACCAUUGGCGGAGGCACUUGAACAUAUGCCUACAUAUGCUACAUUCUUAAAGGAGUUGCUGACAAAAAAGCGUAAAUGGGCUGAUCUAGAGAAGGUAACCCUUACUUGUGAAUGUAGUGCUGUGAUUCAGAAUAAAUUACCAGAAAAGAGGGAUGAUCCGGGCAGCUUCACCAUUCCAUGUGUCAUUGGAGGUACAGAAUUCAAUAAAUCACUUUGUGAUCUUGGAGCCGGAAUUAAUUUGAUGCCAUACUCAGUCUACAAGAAAUUGGGAUUGGGAGAUGUUCUUAAGCCUACUCGGAUCACUCUCCAAUUGGCUGAUCGAUCAGUAAAAAUUCCAAAAGGAGUGGUAGAGAAUGUAUUGGUGAAGGUGGGGAAGUUUAUUCUCCCAACAGAUUUUGUAAUUCUGGAGAUGGAAGAUGAUCGGGGAGUGCCUCUAAUUCUCGGCAGACCUUUUCUAGAAACCGGUGAUGCACUCAUCGAUGUUAGGAGAGGCAAGUUGACAUUCCGAGUAGGUAAGGAGGAGAAAUUUUUAAUGUCUUUCAAGUUGACCAUAAUCACGAUGCAUUUGAUGACUUUGAAAGUGGAGCUCGAGAAAGGGAAAAUUCUUCUUCCUGUGAUAGUGGACCAUCCGAAACUAUCACCUAUCCUAUCUGCUCAGAUUCUGAAGUCAAAGCAAGGGCAUAAAUCCUUGCCAGGUCACCUCAAGUAUAGAUAUCUGGGUAAGGAUUUCAAUCUUCCUGUUAUUACUCCUUCUUCACUGACAUUGAAACAGGAAGAGUACCUGCUUGAGGCGCUGCAGUACCACCUAUGCCUCACUAAAGGGUCCAACAUGCAAGCUAAGAAGGUCAUACCCAAUUUUCGCACACCUGGCCCUACUGAGGUGACUCAUAUGUUGGAUGGAGGUUAUGCGUUCUAUCAUUGCUCGGGAGGGUAUUCUGGAUACCUUUCCAUACCCAUUGGUUGAAAGCUCCAUAAACGUCAGGCUGAGGACGUUAAACAAGCGCUUCUUGGGAGGCAACCCAAGGUAAGUUUUCUUUUCUUUAUUUUUCUUUUUAGUUGUGUCAAACCCAUGCAUGUUUAGAUUAGGAGUUGAACAUUAGGGACAAUGUUCCAUCCUGAGUGUGGGGUGGCGAGUCUUAGUGUUUGUUUGUCCCUUUUGUCAUGUGGUCGGUAAAAAAAAAAAAUUUGCCAUUAGGUUGAACACAGCCAAACUGCAUGCAGUUUUCCUGUGUAAAAAGCAGUCUGCAUGUGCAAAGCUAAUGGCUAAAAAACACCUAAAAAUCAGAAAAAUUAAAAACAAAACCUUGUACUCUUGUGGUAACAUGAUGUAAAUGACCGUGAUGCUUUGAAAAUGAGUUUGUGCUUGAAUGAAAUCAUCAAAAUCAC
Messenger RNA from Linum trigynum, 5225 nucleotides. NCBI's taxonomy places the organism in Eukaryota, Viridiplantae, Streptophyta, Magnoliopsida, Malpighiales, Linaceae. The record is from the annotation of a GenBank genome assembly.